This is a messenger RNA of Plectropomus leopardus (leopard coralgrouper), 3099 nucleotides long. The record is from RefSeq and is a predicted model, not a curated record. Lineage: Eukaryota; Metazoa; Chordata; Actinopteri; Perciformes; Serranidae.
UGUUUAAAGGUGCAGUGAGGCGUUAACAGUCACCAGUGACUGUGUCAACUGUUGCUCUGCAGCCUGUGAUUAUUGCUAAGAUGAAGGCUAGCGGAAGUAUUUUACUUGGUGUGACUUUAGCAUGCAUGAAAGGCAAGCUUUUACCUGCUUUGCCUGCAAGGACAUUGCAUUCACCCUGACCUUUAACAGUUUAACCUUUCUCAAAUAACAGUGCAGAAAUACAGUAACUACAAUCAAGUCUACAAGUUUAGCCAUUCUCAACUUUGAUGCCAUUUGUGUGACAUGGAGCCAGACGGGGACCUGAACCCAGACACGGAUGACCUUCCACUCCGAGCCAAUACAAACCACAUACUUGUCAGACAUUAUGUGGUGGACCUGACUGUUCAUUUUGACAGGAAGGUCAUCAGUGGUAGUGUUGUUCUUUUCCUGGAGCCUCGCUCUGGAGUGAGGAUUGAGGAUGAGGAUGAACUUGAACCUGGAGCUGGUGCCAGAGCUGGGAAUAAAGAGGCUGGAGGGAGUCAGGGUGCGUCUGUGUGUGGAUCUCAGGAUGUGGAUACAGUGGAUUAUGAUACAGACGGAUUUAGGGAGAUUACAACAAGGAUGGAGAUGUUUGAUGCUAGAAGAAGAGACGUAACUCAAUCUCAGGCUCAGGCUGCAGCUGAAUCCAAAUAUAUUCAGUCUUCACAUUUGUGGGAAACCACAAGUGAUGAUGAUUUCACCUUAGUGCUGGACUGCUGUGACCUUGAUGUGUCAAAGGUGGAAGAGAUGGACGUCACCUCUGUGUCAGCCAUGUCUAGCCUCCUACCAGAGGUGACGUCUGAAAGGUCAGGGUCAGUGAACUCACAAGCAGCCUUCAUUCAGUCAGUUAUCUCUAUGCCCUCCAGCCGAUGGAGGCAGAAGCACCAGCUUUUUUCUCUGUGUAGCCGGGCCCCUGGUGCUCAGGACGGCACCUCGCUGCAUUUUCAGAGAGAUCGGUGGAGUCUGCAGGUGAGGAAGAAGGGGGCUGCGUCCCCUCAGGAGUUCCCUCGUGCUGUCAGGAUCUGCUAUGAGACGAGGCCAACAGGAGGCUCUGUGAGGUGGACCAAAGACCAGGACAGCAGGGUGUGUGUUUACACCGCCGGUUCUCCCAUCAACAACCGAGCCCUCUUCCCCUGCCAGGAGCCGCCUGUUGCCAUGUCAACAUGGCAGGCAACAGUACGGGCCCCCAGCGAGUGUGUGGUUUUGAUGAGUGGGGAGGAGCAGACUGUACCUAUUGAGGAUGGGGACACACGCUUCUUAGUCUGGCAUUACUAUGUCACGAUGCCCAUGCCCGCCUCUACCUUCACCUUGGCAGUGGGCCACUGGUGCCAAGUCACAGCAGAAAUUCCCCUGGCAUUGGAAAGACAGGUGAGGGACAGGACGGAUUUUGGCAAGACAGCCAAACUUGGGUCUGGACCGGGGGAGUGGACUGAGGCUGACCUUACGUCUGGACUUGGAAGCUCCAUCAGUGAAGUAGUAAAGGGCUCCACACUCAAUACUGGCAGCAGAGACCAGACCACCCGCUCAGAUCCUACAUUCUGUUGCUCUUCCCUUGAGGAUGGGGGUCUCUCUGUAACUGAUUAUUCAGGCAUGGUGGAUGACGGCAUCUCUUGUUCCCAUGGCGACUACCCUUGCCGAUUUACUGAGCAGUCGGCUAGGUCCCAGCGGGUGAUCCCACACCGUGUGUUUGGCCCCGUCUGCUUGCUGCAGGAGGCCCAGAUUGGAGUCCUGAAGCUGUUGCCUCGAUGUUUGGCUGCAGCACACACCGUUCUUGGGGUCCAUCCCUUUCCCCGCCUUGAUGUUCUCAUCGUACCAGCAGGGUUCUCCAGUCUGGGCAUGGCCAGCCCCCAUAUAAUUUUCCUGUCCCAGAGUGUGUUGUGCGCUGGAAGUCCUGGUUCUGUAGAGAACAGCCUGUCUCUGUGUGGGUCCAGGAUAUGCCACGAGAUCGCUCACUCCUGGUUCGGCCUGGUUAUCGGAGCCAGAGACUGGACUGAGGAAUGGAUCAGCGAAGGCUUUGCCACCUACCUGGAGGACAUUAUCUGGGCCCAAGCACAACAACUCUCGUUACAAGAGACAGCAGAGCAGUCUGACUUGAAGGCACUGCUGAGGUGGAGACGGCUCUCGGAUGAGUCGCAGAACUCAGAGGAGGCACUUCAAAUCCUCAGGCCUAACAUGGAGAACACUGGUCAGGUCAGUGAGUCUGGCUCGUCCACAGUUAAACACGCCCUCAACCCUGACAAAACCUUCAUGCAAGUCCACUACCUCAAGGGCUACUUCCUCCUCAGGUUCUUGGCCAAUCAAGUGGGAGAGCAACAAUUCAUCGACUUCUUCAGAUUAUUUGUGAAGAAGUACCACGGGCAACUCAUUUUGUCUCAGGAUUUUCUGCGAAUGCUGCUGAUUACCUUUCCCGACAUGGAGAGAAAUGGCCUCACCCUCGGUGCUAUUUAUGCUGACUGGCUUGAUCGACCGGGAAUUCCAAAGUGGCUGUAUGAAAGGAGCGCCGUGUGGUCACAGGCGAGGCUGGUGGAAGAAGUCAAAGCAGAGGUUGUAAAAUGGAUUCUCCUCAGUCAGAGUCAUCAGGGGAAGGGCAGAAAGCGGAAGAGAAUAGAGCCCAAGGUGAACUACAAAGAGAUGACGUCGGAGCAGCUAGUGAUGCUUUUAGAGCUUCUGCUCGAGGAAGAGGAGUUCAGUGUGGCAGCCAUGAGUGUUCUGCAGAGAACUUACAACCUACAGCACCAAGACGCUGAGGUCCGACAUCGCUGGUGUGAGCUGGUGGUCAAACAUGCAUACACUCAGGCUUACAGAGACGUGCAACACUUUCUAGUUCAUGACCAGGCCAUGGGUGUGUAUCUGUAUGGGGAGCUGAUGGUUCAGGAGAACUCCACGCAGCAGGCUCUGGCCCGACGCUGCCUCUUAUUGGUCCAGGGAGAAAUGGACCAAUCUGCACGCAGAGUGGUGGAGGAGAUGGUCUUAUGACAUUGGAGUUUUAUUGCUGUGCCAGCGCAGGAGAAAGUAGAAAGCAAAACUUCGGAGGACUUCGGUGGACAGGGACCAAGACCAGAUCCAGAAAGCCUUAAUGAG